Messenger RNA from Biomphalaria glabrata, 1020 nucleotides. RefSeq names its product growth hormone secretagogue receptor type 1-like. Gene Ontology annotation, cellular component: plasma membrane. The transcript has a single exon. The record is from RefSeq and is a predicted model, not a curated record. Gene Ontology annotation, molecular function: G protein-coupled receptor activity. Lineage: Eukaryota; Metazoa; Mollusca; Gastropoda; Planorbidae. Gene Ontology annotation, biological process: G protein-coupled receptor signaling pathway. The coding region runs from base 1 to 1020 and encodes 339 amino acids.
AUGACUCAAGAGAAUUUAAAUGCAAGUUUAAUUUUAAAACAAAUUGACCUCUUUGAUCCUCUGAUGGUAGACUGGGUCAUCGUAACAUUAAAUUUAAUCUCUGGAGAAGUUAUUGGCCUUGUUGGGAUCAUAGCCAACGCCGUUACGAUUGUGGUCUUCUGCAAACUAGGAUUUUAUGACAGUGUGGACGUGACCUUGACCGCCCUGGCCAUCAGCGACAUCGGGUCCUUGGUCUCGCUCCAGUUUUACAAUAUUAUGACCAAUCCGUGGAUAUCGUCUGUCCAGCUUCCUUUUGAAGCGUCAGAGGUAGUUGUCCUGAUGUCCAUGUAUCCCCACGUCUAUUUUAUCAGGGUCAGUGGCCUCAUCACAGCUUUCGCCGCCCUUGAAAGGUGCGUCUGCGUGGUCCUGCCUCUGAAGGUGAAAACCAUUUUCAGCUGUAAAAGAUCAAUUCUUAUUAUUUUGAUUAUAUUCUUGAUAUCAAUUUCGAACGUGGUGGCGCCUUACUACUUUUUCUACUUUGACUGGAUUUUCUCCCCGGAAAGAAAUUCGACUAUUCUAAGGAUGAAUCUACGAGAAAAUUGGCAUUCAGGAAUCGGCCUUUCCUUCAUGAUUAACGAUGUAUUCAUCCAAUAUUCGACAUUUGCUGUUCUGAUAACUUGCACUGUUAUUACUAGUGUCAACCUUAACAAAAACGCCGCCUGGAAAAAGUCGAUUUCCAAGGGUGACCGCCAAAAUGUCGAAACCAAAAUUUCUCCCAAGGAAGUGAAAGUGGCCAGGAUGCUGUCCCUUGUCUCAGUGACCUUUGUCGUCUGUCUCCUGCCCCUGUCUGCAACCAUAACAGCUGUAGGUGUGGUCAAAGACAUGACAGUAGGUGGACCUUACUUUCAAGUAGCCAGGAUAUGUAACAGCGUUUCAUUCUUGACUGAGACGGUGUCAUCCAGUAUGAAUGGUUUCAUUUACUACAAAAUGAGUUCCAAGUACAGAAAAACUUGUAAAAUGUUAUUUGUUAGGGGCUCAUAA